AUGUCAUCUUCAGCUGAGAAGAAAAGCCUUGUCUUGGAGAACACAGGACGUCGUGAUGCAUUAAUUGCCAUUGAAAAAAAAUACCAAAAAUUAUGGGCUGAAGAGCAUUUGUUCGAACAAGAUGCUCCUAGUAUCGAUGAAGCUCCAAUUACCAUGUCCACCGAUGAAUUGCACCAAAAAUACCCAAAGUUUAUGUCCUCCAUGGCUUAUCCAUACAUGAACGGUGUCUUGCACGCGGGUCAUUGUUUCACCUUGUCCAAGGUAGAGUUCUCUGUGGGUUUCGAGAGAAUGAAUGGGAAGAGAGCUUUGUUUCCUUUGGGAUUCCAUUGUACUGGUAUGCCAAUUUUGGCCUGCGCUGAUAAAUUGAAGAGAGAGGCCGAGAUGUUCGGUAGAGAUUACUCCAAUGCUCCAGCAGAUGACGAGGAAGAAGCAGUGGAAGAGAAGAAGGAAGAAUCUGAAGAUGUAACCAAAUUUAAGGCCAAGAAAUCCAAGGCUGCCGCCAAGAAAGGUCGUGGUAAGUACCAGUUUGAAAUCAUGUUGCAAUUGGGGAUUCCAAGAGAGGAAGUCUACAAGUUUGCAGAUGCCAGUUAUUGGUUGACUCAUUUCCCACCAUUGUGUCAAAGAGACUGUAACGAUUUUGGUGCCCGUGUCGACUGGAGGCGUUCUUUUGUCACCACUGAUGCCAACCCAUACUAUGAUGCUUUCAUCAGAUGGCAGAUGAACAGACUGAGAGAGGCAGGUAAAAUAAAGUUCGGUGAACGUUACACUAUCUACUCUGAGAAGGACGGUCAAGCAUGUAUGGACCACGAUAGACAAUCAGGUGAAGGUGUGACUCCGCAAGAAUAUGUUGGUAUCAAGAUUGAAGCCACCGAGUUUGCUCCUGAAGCUAAGAAAAUCAUAGAGACCAGCUCAAAGAUUGAUCAAAAUAAAAAAAUAUAUUUCGUGGCCGCAACUUUGAGACCAGAGACUAUGUACGGUCAAACUUGUUGUUUCGUAUCGCCAAAGAUCGAUUACGGUAUUUUCGAUGCAGGUGAUUCUUAUUAUAUCACUACUGAACGUGCUUUCAAGAACAUGUCCUAUCAAAAAUUGACUCCUAACAGAGGUGACUACAAGCCUGUCUUGACCAUUAACGGUAAGGCUUUGAUCGGUUCGAAGAUCCACGCUCCAUUGACACCAUAUACUGAAUUGAGAAUUUUGCCUAUGGAGACCGUCAUUGCCACAAAAGGUACCGGUGUUGUCACUUGUGUUCCUUCGAACUCCCCUGAUGAUUUUAUGACCACUAAAGAUUUAAGAAAUAAGCCUGAAUACUAUGGUAUUGAACCAGAAUGGGUUAAAUAUGAGCCAGUGCCAAUCAUCAACACUGAAAAGUAUGGUGACUUGAUCGCUCAAGCCAUUUGUGAAGAAAAGAAGAUUCAAUCACCAAAAGAUGUGAACUUGUUGUCUGAAGCCAAGAAGCUUGCUUACAAAGAAGAUUUCUACACCGGUACGAUGAUUUACGGUAAGUACAAGGGUGAAAAGGUCGAGGUUGCCAAAAACAAGGUCAAGGCCGAUUUGAUUGCCGCUGGCGAAGCCUUCGUUUACAAUGAACCAGAAUCUCUAGUCAUCUCUCGUUCCAACGAUGAGUGUAUCGUCUCCCUAGAGGAUCAAUGGUACGUCGACUACGGUGAUGAUGCUUGGAAGAAGCAGGCUCUAGAAUGUUUGAGUGAAAUGGAAGUGUUCGCACCUGAAGUGAGAAAUGCAUUUGAAGGUACUUUGGACUGGUUGAAGAACUGGGCUGUCAGCCGUACAUACGGUUUGGGUACCAAGCUUCCAUGGGAUCCAAAGUAUCUUGUUGAAUCAUUGUCUGACUCUACAAUUUACCAAUGCUUUUACACAAUUGCUCAUCUUCUUUUCAAUGAUUUCUACGGUGCAGAAGUCGGCUCGCUAGGCAUGAAAGCUGAACAAAUGACCGAUGAAGUGUUUGACUACAUCUUCCAACAUAAGGAUGACGUCAAGAUCACUGACAUCUCGCAAGAGGCACUACAAAAGCUAAGAAGAGAGUUUGAGUAUUUCUAUCCUUUGGAUGUGUCGAUUUCUGGUAAAGAUUUGAUUCCAAAUCACUUGACUUUCUUCAUUUACACGCACGUCGCUCUGUUCCCCAAGAAAUUCUGGCCAAGAGGUGUUAGAGCUAAUGGCCACUUAAUGUUAAACAAUGCCAAGAUGUCUAAAUCUACUGGUAACUUCAUGACUCUGGAACAAAUUGUUGAGAAAUUUGGUGCAGAUGCUUCCCGUGUGGCUUUGGCUGACGCAGGUGACACAGUGGAAGAUGCAAACUUAGAUGAAUCCAAUGCCAAUGCUGCCAUUUUGAGAUUAUUCAACUUGAAAGAAUGGGCUGAGGAAAGUGUCAAGGAUAUCAACUCUUUGAGAUCUGAUGACUCAACUUCAUUCUUUGAUGUUGCAUUUGAAAAUGAAAUGAAUGCCCUCGUUGAAGAAACUUAUAAACAAUAUGAGUUGACAAACUACAAGAACGCUUUGAAAUAUGGUUUAUUCGACUUCCAAGCAGCAAGGGACUACUACCGUGAAGCAUCUGGGGUGAUGCGUAAGGAUCUUGUUCUUCGCUUCAUCAAAGAGCAAGCACUGCUACUAGCUCCCAUUGCUCCUCACUUUGCUGAAUAUAUUUACCGUGAAGUUUUGGGCAACAAGGGUUCAGCUCAAACUGCAAAAUUCCCUCGCGCUACAAAGCCAGUGGACAAGGCAGUUUUGGAAUCUUUGGAAUAUGUGAGAUCUCUACAGAGAAGCAUCAGAGAAGCUGAAGGUCGCUCUUUGAAGAAGAAGAAGGGUGGUAAGCCAUCUGAAAUCGACGCUUGUAAACCAGUAAAGCUUACUCUACUUAUCUCCAAGUCUUUCCCAGAGUGGCAGUCGCGCUGCGUUGAGAUUGUCAGCGAACUCUUCGCUCAACAGUCCUUAGAUGACAACAAGAAGAUCAGGGAGUUGGUCGAACCAAAAGAAAUGAAACGUGCCAUGCCUUUCAUCUCCUUGUUGAAACAACGUUUAACUAAUGAACCUGCUGAAGUUGUUUUCCAAAGAGAAUUAUUAUUCAACGAAAUUGAAACCGUCAAGUGUACAAAGGAUAUCUUACAAAAGGCUGCACAAGGUAUUCAAGUUACUGAGCUUGUUGCCAUUGCCUUCCCAUACGGCGCCAAGGUCGGUACUGACAUCUUCACUGGUGAAGAAGUGGAGAUUCCAAACCAAGCCAAGAUCGUUGAGAACUCCGUUCCUGGUAACCCUGGUGUUGUAUUGACAAACAUUUAA
Torulaspora delbrueckii is the source of this 3291-nucleotide messenger RNA. It is a transcript of the gene CDC60, whose product is annotated as leucine--tRNA ligase CDC60. Lineage: Eukaryota; Fungi; Ascomycota; Saccharomycetes; Saccharomycetales; Saccharomycetaceae. Bases 1 to 3291 code for a protein of 1096 amino acids. The record is from RefSeq and is a predicted model, not a curated record. Gene Ontology annotation, biological process: leucyl-tRNA aminoacylation. The transcript has a single exon. Gene Ontology annotation, molecular function: aminoacyl-tRNA deacylase activity; leucine-tRNA ligase activity; ATP binding.